AUGAACCUGCCCCACACGCAGGACCACUUUCUGAGAAUAAACAACAAGAACUGCUGCGUGUUCCGAGACGACUUCAUCCGCAGCGUCCUGCCGCCCGUGCUGGGGCUGGAGUUCGUGUUCGGGGUCCUGGGGAAUGGCAUCGCCCUGUGGAUCUUCUGCUUUCACCUCAAGUCCUGGAAAUCCAGCCGGAUCUUCCUGUUCAACUUGGCCGUGGCUGACUUUCUCCUGAUCAUCUGCCUGCCCUUCCUGAUGGACAACUACGUGAGGAAGUGGGACUGGAAGUUUGGGGACAUCCCCUGCCGGCUGAUGCUCUUCAUGAUGGCCAUGAACCGUCAGGGCAGCAUCAUCUUCCUCACGGUGGUGGCCGUGGACAGGUACUUCCGCGUGGUCCAUCCCCAUCACACGCUGAACAAGAUGUCCAACCGCACGGCGGCUGUCAUCUCCUGCCUCCUGUGGGGGGUGACCAUCGGCCUGACGUGCCAUCUCCUGUACAACCAGAUGCUCAUCAGGAACGACGGCGCCAACCUGUGCAGCAGCUUCAGCAUCUGCCAGACGUUCCGGUGGCACGACGCCAUGUUCCUCCUGGAGUUCUUCCUGCCCCUGGGCAUCAUCGUGUUUUGCUCCGCCAGGAUCAUCUGGAGCCUGCGGCAGCGCCAAAUGGACCGGCACGCCAAGAUCAAGAGGGCCAUCCACUUCAUCCUGGUGGUGGCCGUCGUCUUCAUCCUCUGCUUCCUGCCCAGCGUGGCCGUGCGCAUCCGCAUUUUCUGGCUGCUGUACACGAAGGGCACCGGGGACUGCAGCGUCUACCGCUCCGUGGACCUGGCGUUCUUCAUCACGCUCAGCUUCACCUACAUGAACAGCAUGCUGGACCCGCUGGUCUACUACUUCUCCAGCCCCAUCUUCCCCAGCUUCUUCUCCACCCUCGUCACCCGCUGCCUCCGCAGGGCCACGCCCGACGAGCUGCACACGAACCGGAGCACGAGCAUGGAGCUCACCGGCGACCUGGACGCCACCCGCAGCCCGCCGGGCCCCUUGAUCGCUGGCGCUGGGGAGCCCCGGGGGCCCCCUUGUCUGAGCCCGGCCUCUCACUAG
Molecule: messenger RNA, 1092 nt
Organism: Sorex araneus (European shrew)
Lineage: Eukaryota; Metazoa; Chordata; Mammalia; Eulipotyphla; Soricidae
Gene: HCAR2
Product: hydroxycarboxylic acid receptor 2
Exons: 1
Coding region: 1-1092 (363 amino acids)
Biological process (GO): G protein-coupled receptor signaling pathway
Cellular component (GO): membrane
Molecular function (GO): G protein-coupled receptor activity
Source: RefSeq, a predicted model, not a curated record